GUCCCAAAAGGAAAAAGGAAAAAGAAAAAGGAAAAAAGAGCAAGCCGAAGCCCGAAGAGGGAAACUUCAAUCUGAGCCGUAGAAAGCAUGAAUUCAACCACCGGCCGCGAUUUCUUCCUGUCAUAAAAUUAAACCUGAAAGAACAAAAUCAAGGCUUUUCGUAGAUUCUUUCCAGAGAGAGGCGGUGUAUUCGGUACACGAAAGAGAAAGGAAAAAUUUUGGGAAGAGAAAACAGCGCAGCAAAAAGAGUAGGUGAAGUUGAAAAUUUUUGGUGAUUUGUUUUAAGCUCAUUGGCGGAGUUUCCUAUAAAUACCAAAACCCCAAUUUUCUUAUAUAUUACUAGCGUCCGUUAAGCUAGCUCUCUCUCUCCUCAGAUCUCAAAGAGUGUGAGAUGGCAGCAACAUCGGCAACUAGCUUCUCGAUUGGAUCGACUGUCUCCUUGGGAAGCAGGGGGUGCUCACUUCCACAAAAAAAACCCUUUUCUGUAAGGUUCACCUCCCAGAAUUCACUUACAAGUUUCAGUGGCCUCAAGGCAGCAACAUCUGUGAACUGCGAAUCCGAAUCCUCCUUCCUAGGCAAGGAAAGCAGUGCAGCUCUUAGAGCCUCUGUUGCUCCAAAAGCACAGAAACCAAACCAGAGGUCUCAGUAUGUCCUACAACCUCAGGCAUCUUACAAAGUGGCAAUACUUGGAGCUGCUGGAGGGAUAGGUCAGCCUUUGGCACUUCUAAUCAAGAUGUCCCCACUAGUUUCGGCCCUGAACCUCUAUGAUAUAGCAAAUGUCAAGGGAGUUGCUGCUGAUCUUAGUCACUGCAAUACUCCUUCUCAAGUUCUGGAUUUCACUGGUGCUUCUGAAUUAGGAAAUUGUUUGAAAGGUGUGAAUGUAGUUGUUAUUCCUGCUGGAGUUCCAAGAAAGCCUGGUAUGACUCGUGAUGACCUCUUCAACAUCAAUGCCAACAUUGUGAAGACCUUGGUUGAGGCUGUCGCUGAUAACUGUCCUGAUGCCUUCAUCCAUAUUAUUAGCAAUCCAGUUAACUCCACAGUGCCAAUUGCCGCAGAAGUUCUGAAGCAGAAGGGUGUUUAUGAUCCAAAGAAGCUUUUUGGUGUUACCACAUUGGAUGUUGUGAGAGCUAACACAUUCGUUGCUCAGAAGAAAAACCUUAAGCUAAUUGAUGUGGAUGUUCCGGUUGUAGGAGGACAUGCUGGUAUCACCAUUUUGCCCCUGCUGUCAAAGGCAAAACCCUCUGUUAGCUUUACUGAUGAAGAAGUGGAGCAAUUGACUGUCAGGAUUCAAAAUGCUGGGACAGAGGUUGUGGAGGCGAAGGCAGGUGCAGGGUCUGCUACACUGUCCAUGGGCUAUGCAGCAGCAAGAUUUGUUGAAUCAUCUCUUCGCGCUCUGGAUGGAGAUGGGGAUGUCUAUGAGUGCUCUUUUGUGCAGUCAAAUCUGACUGAUCUUCCAUUCUUUGCAUCUAGGAUCAAGCUUGGAAGGAAAGGGAUUGAAGCUUGGAUUCCGUCUGAUCUUGAAGGGUUAACUGAGUAUGAACAGAAGGCUUUGGAAGCUCUGAAGCCAGAGUUGAAGGCCAGCAUUGAGAAGGGAAUUGCAUUUGUGCAGAAGCAACCGGUUACUGCUUAAAGCUCAAAUAUUUGAAGUUCUAACCUCGUUGAAAACUAUGGUUAAGAGAGAGAUAACUAAGUCUGGUAAUUUUGCUAUGGAUUUAUUCCUGCAUCAGUACUUUCAGUUUUGCAGAGUGGAAGUUCUUUAGUUUCUUUUUCCAAUGAUGAUCACAGAGUGCGAAGUUUAAAGGGUAUUUUGGUGUUGUAGAUGAGAAGGAUGUAAUCAUUUCUCAAUCACAGUUUGUAGAACUUUUGACAGUUUUGGAAUAACAUGGCCGAUGCGCUUCAUUACGUUUA
This is a messenger RNA of Theobroma cacao (cacao), 1908 nucleotides long. RefSeq names its product malate dehydrogenase (gene MDH). The record is from RefSeq and is a predicted model, not a curated record. Gene Ontology annotation, molecular function: L-malate dehydrogenase (NAD+) activity. Gene Ontology annotation, biological process: tricarboxylic acid cycle; malate metabolic process. NCBI's taxonomy places the organism in Eukaryota, Viridiplantae, Streptophyta, Magnoliopsida, Malvales, Malvaceae. Gene Ontology annotation, cellular component: cytoplasm; mitochondrion.